Molecule: messenger RNA, 1428 nt
Organism: Cebus imitator (Panamanian white-faced capuchin)
Lineage: Eukaryota; Metazoa; Chordata; Mammalia; Primates; Cebidae
Product: kxDL motif-containing protein 1-like
Exons: 1
Coding region: 139-666 (175 amino acids)
Biological process (GO): lysosome localization
Cellular component (GO): BORC complex
Source: RefSeq, a predicted model, not a curated record
AAAAAAAUAAAAAUAAUUUUUAAAAUAAAAAAAUAAAAGCAAAAUGUUUAUUAGGUGUCUCAAUAUAAACGUUUGAAAAAUUCCGCAGAAGCGCGAACAAGGCCGCCAGAUGUGCAGGCAGCGGAGGAGGAGGAAGAGAUGGACCUCCCGGAAUCGGCCUCAAGGGUCUUCUGCAGCCGCAUCAUGAGCAAGGUGAACACAGAUGACGUCAACGUCAUCAUCCUGGCCCAGAAGAACAUGCUGGACCGCUUUGAGAAGACCAAUGAGAUGCUGCUGAACUUCAAUAACCUGUCCAGUGCCCGCCUGCAGCAGAUGAGCGAGCGCUUCCUGCACCACACGAGGACCCUGGUAGAGAUGAAACGGGACCUGGUCAGCAUCUUCCGCCAGAUCAGGACACUGAAAGGGAAACUGGCCCAGCAGCACCCGGAGGCCUUCAGCCACAUCCCGGAGGCAUCCUUCCUGGAGGAUGAGGAUGAAGACCCCAUCCCACCCAGCACCACGAUCACCAUCGCUACCUCAGAGCAGAGCACGGGCUCCUGUGACACCAGCCCUGACACCAUCUCACCCUCCCUGAGCCCCGGCUUCGAGGACCUGUCCCAUGUCCGGCCCAGUCCCCCAGCCAUCAAUGGGCGCAGCCAGACAGAUGAUGAGGAGAUGGGCGAGUAGCCCUGCUGCCUGGUGCCUUGAGGGUCUCAGGGCAGCGGCAUACAAGGUGGCAGCAGAUGACCCUGCCUUGUUCUGUCACCCAGGGUGCCUUUGUUGCCCCAUUCUGUCACCCAGGCUCCCAGGGGGACAGGGCUCUCUCGAAGGGUGUGGAUUGCUGAGCGGGGUCUUUCAUUCUGGCUCCUUCCUUCCUCAGAACACAUCUCCUCUGCAAGACUCCUCUGCCAUGCCAGGGCAUGCCCAUCCCAGCAGGAGUUGCGGGGCUGGGCACGGGAAUUUUUCCAGAGCUGAGCCUCAUGUCUGCUGUGAAUAAUGCUUAAAAAGGUUCCCAGAGACCAGAGCCAGAUGUCCGCCACCUCUGGUCAGGACCUCCUUGAGGCGCACAAGCACGGUCUCGUGUGAGUUCGCCCCCGCUCACCCCUGCACCCGCUAAUUCUGCUUUUCCUGCCCUUUCCUCUGUAAAAGUAUCAAAUACUUUCUCCUCAGUAUCUCAAGGAAGUUUCUGAAAUAGGUCAAAGGCUCAAGAGGAAGGCUGGAGGGCCGUCCAUUCAGCCCUGAGCGUGCUGAGGCCUGUUUCUCGGAACACAGGUUAGUGGAACCUGAGGGCCCAGUAGGCCUCUCUGAGGGCCUCCAUGGAACAAACGGAGCCACUCGGGAAAGAAUUUAAUGGGAUAUUUUUGUACCCGAUGUUUACAGAUGCUAUUGGGAAGCUAUCAAUAAAAAGACACCAUUACUAAAAAGGGGAAAAAAAAGAAAAAAGAAAAA